Molecule: messenger RNA, 2538 nt
Organism: Metarhizium brunneum ARSEF 3297
Lineage: Eukaryota; Fungi; Ascomycota; Sordariomycetes; Hypocreales; Clavicipitaceae
Source: RefSeq, a predicted model, not a curated record
AUGUCCGACUCCAACAAUCCGUCGGGCCGCUCCAACAGCCUGCAACGCAUGUUGGACCUCGAAAAGCAAUAUAUGUUUGGUCGCCUUCACGCACAUUCACAACCGUCCGCGCCCUCAAACGCAACUUCUCAACCCGCCACCCCAGCGGUUAUCAAAAACGCCUCCCCUACUCGCCCGGGCAUACUCACUCGUCGAACACAAGGAAACAUGCAGAGGAAUCGGCCAAAAAGCAAUAUGCCGCCUCGUGAUCCUUCUUUGCCUCCACAACUACCCCCUCUUGCCAUCAAUGCUGGCGCACCCAUCACCAUGAGCGGAUCUGAUUUACUCGCGGGUCACGGUAGAGACUACUCUCCCAGGGAUGAGGAUUCCACCAUUGUCCCUACGCCCAGCGACAAGUAUCCCAAGGUCGUUUCGUUUGAGUUCCCUCCUACCGAGUCGGCACCUGCGCCCUGCCACUCGCCGAGUUGGGAGGCGUAUGAAAGACGAAAGACAGAGAAGAAGACGGAGAGGAGGGAGAGGGAGGAGUCGAGAAAUGGAAAGGCGAAGAAGCUAGUCAAGCAGCCGCCUGCGAGCUCGCCCUAUUCGAUGCAACAUGCCUCUGCGUCUGAUGUCGAUGCGAACCGGGGCCGUCGAAGGGAGCGAGCAGAUAGCUCCACGGCGGUCAAUAACACCAGUAAACCUCCUCGAAAGGCUCGGAGCCGCUCGGGGUCGUUUGUAUCUCUCCUCAGAGCCCCCUUUGACUUUCGCCGUUCAUCGGUAGAUCAUGGCGUAGACUCGAGCUUUAUCGGCGGCAUAAAACUUGAGAUGCAACGAAAUGCCACGGCGCAACAGGCUCUCGAUCACCAAGCCGUGGAAGAUGAAUCGAAUAUUCACCCUGCUCUUCGCAAAGGAAAACAGACUGACAGAUGGUCCGCACCACUAAAGUCGCCACCACCACUACAUAGAGCUGGCGUCGAUGGCGAAAACCAGCGUCGAUACCCGCCCAUCACCAGAAACAAAACCAAAUAUCAUCAUAAGACCAUGUCGCUUGUUUCACCGACAGCACCUGCCGUCCCUGAUCUUAACACGAUCGACAAGUGGCGUGCCAAAGUUGGUCUGAGGACUCUCUCUCGGCCCGGGUCACACAUGGGUUUGGACAAUGAUGCUCAUCUCAACGGGCCUGAUACAGUGGCUGUAGACUUGAAGCAAACGAUUUCCGAGCCAAGAGAUGCACUUCUUUUUGACCCAACGAGGCCAACGAGGCCAACGAGCGCCGCAUCCCCCCAAAAGCCGCUGCAUGUCGUGUUUCCUGCUAGUCCGCCGCCACGAGAGAAGAUGCUAGAGAAGAAGCCGAAAUUGGACCACAGUAAUAAUGUGUCCAUUUCGUCCUGCUCAACGGGCGAUACUUUUGACACGGCCCCGUCCUCGCCUCCCCCCGAACCACCCAGGCGAAGUUCCAAGAGAAACUCGACGUUGAGUCUGGACGGAUCAAUACCGCCUUUGCCGUCUCCCAAGCACAGCAGCAGCCCGCAGCCGUCUCCUGUCCAAGACGCUCCACCUCGGCGAUCCUUUCCACUAUGCGGAGAUGGAGGAUUCCAGUUCAAGGACACGGCUAAGGGUAAGGCCAUCGAAGCCCCCGUGUCCAUUAGCCAGGCGGCCACGUAUAUACCCUCACCCGGCUUCCAGCUCCCAGGCAGUUCGUCCGAGGACUCUGGCUCCGAAGACUUUCACUCCACUUCCAUCGUCAGCACGCCGGCUACUUCACGACCGCAGUCUGAAAAGAGCAUGGCUCUGGAGCCUAGCAAACCCGAACCCCUGGAGCUGCAACGCGGCAAAGAAAAAUCACUACCCGCACCACCAACCACCACAUAUCCUCUCCAUAGCACGGAUAAUUCAGAAGACGAAAUGGAUCACAUCCAAGCAGUCGCCGAAAAAGUGCUCAACGUAUACAAUGACAUCGCCGUCCAACCUCCCGGUCUCUGUCGACGAUCAAACUCCCAAUCUACACUCACCACGGACGCAAGCAUGCCCCAGCCACUACAGGAAAAGCCCCUCAGGCUUCGGUCAAAGUACAACCAGCCCGGUUCGUCGUCUCAAAAUCCCGCUUCCCCGGCAACAUACCUCGAGGAAGCGCGCCGGCAGCCACCAACGGCCCCCACGCAGCGCGCGCACAAGCAACGCCUCGGACCACCAGUGUCCUUUGUCCUCCCAGACUCCGACUCCGACUCGCCCGUAACCGAAAAGAGCCUGCCCUCUGUCCCCGACAUUGUCGGCCGCUCUCUGCGCCAUAAAUCCACCCCCUUGCUGAGCACGUCCGACAGGGAGCCCGUCGCCAAGGUGUUUGUCGAGUGCUGCAACUGCAAGUACUACCACGACAUGCCGAGUAAUUUGUACGAGGCCAUGGCUAACCCGGAGAGUGUUCUGAGUCCCGUCGACAAGUACGGAUAUGCCGGCGCCUUGUCGACGGCAGUCAAGUGUUCAUGGUGCAGGCAUGAGAUGAGCACGAGGUGCUGCGCCGGGCUGGCGGCAACGGUGUACAUUAAGGAGCGGUUACAUUAG